AUGGCUGCCACCAACGGGUCGGAGCCUUGGGCCAAUGCCCUCAGCGAAAAGUUCAAAGAUCGCAUUGUGCUCACCACAUAUCCCGGCCAAAGCGUCGUCGACCCCGUAGAGCUCAACUGGGGCAACGCAGACCCCGAGAAGCGAGGCCCCAUCCUCGUCUCGCGAUCGAAAGAGACCCUCAAGAAGCGGAAUGCCAUCGGCGCCCACGGCGGCAGCUACGCCAUCUACAACGCCCUCGCCAUCGCCGCGGGAGACCUGCCCCCCAACUUCCGCCCCAACUUCGAGAACACGCAGCCCACGUUCCAGCCGCCCCAGCAGGAGGCAUGGGGCGACUUCUCCAAGAUCGUCUCCAUGGACCCCUUCGGCCACAAUGUCUCUACCUACUUCAAGAAGCACCUGGACCAGGGCAUCGACGUGCGGCCGACCAUCGCCAUCACCCGCGCCCACAUGCGCGUGGCCGAGAUUGUCGACUCCAUCAAGUCGGGCAGCCUCCCAGUCGACGGCGACGUCGUCAUCAACAGCACGGGCGACGUGAAAGUCACCAAGAUCGCCGUCGAGCCCGUCUGGCACCUCCCCGGGGUGGCUUCCCGCUUCAACGUCGACGAGGGCAUCCUGCGCCGCGCGCUGUUCGAGUACACGGGCGGCAGCUAUCCGGAGCUCGUCACCCGCCCGGACAUGAAGGUCUUUCUCCCUCCCAUCGGCGGUCUGACCGUGUACAUCUUCGGUCCGCCCGAGCGGGUGUCGGAUCCCAAUGUGAAGCUGGCGCUGAGGAUCCACGACGAAUGCAACGGCUCGGAUGUGUUCCAGUCGGAUAUCUGCACUUGCCGGCCGUAUCUUACGUUUGGUAUCGAGGAGGCCAUCAAGGAGGCGCAGAACGGCGGGUCGGGAGUGGUGAUUUACUUCCGAAAGGAGGGACGUGCCCUGGGCGAGGUGGUCAAGUACCUCGUAUACAAUUCUCGCAAGCGUGGAGGUGAUACUGCCGACAAAUAUUUUACCAGAACGGAGAACAUUGCCGGUGUUCGCGAUAUGCGCUUCCAGGCACUGAUGCCCGACAUUCUGCACUGGCUCGGCAUAAAGAAGAUUGACAAGAUGCUAUCCAUGUCCAACAUGAAGCACGACGCGAUUGUCGAGCAGGGCAUCCCCAUCUACGAGCGAAUCCCCAUCCCAGACCAUCUUAUCCCCUCUGACUCAAGAGUCGAGAUCGACGCCAAGAUCAACGCUGGAUACUUCACAACAGGCAGUAAAAUCACAGAGGAGGAGCUGAAGAAUGUGGAAGGCCGGGGUUGGCAGAGCUGGGAGGAUCGUAACCUUGCGUACUUUGAUAAUCUGGAUCCCAGUACCUACUACGACUCCCCCUGGUCAGACAUUCUUAGCAAUUACAACCACUUUUGGGCAGACGAUAGUCGAAAUGAUGAUAGAGAACUUGCAACCCAAUGGCUCGAAGACGACCAAGAUGGAGAAUGGAAUGAGAGAGUUGAGGCAGAAACCACAUUUGAACUUGCAAACGACAUUUGGAUUGUUUUCACUAGUCGCUGGUGCCAAAGAGUACGGCAGAUCAAGGCAAACCCGAGCGACAUGGAGAACGAGAGAGCAUUGCUCAUCCAUCGCAUGUCGAAGGCCGAGAGAUUUCUUGGUGCUGUGGGCGAGAAUCUUUGGAAAAAGUUGCAAUCCACUGGCUCCAUCAUCGAGCAUUCAGACCCCGACUUUUUCGUCGGUCGCAGAUACGAGUUCACCACGUACAAGAUUACCCGGGUGGCCAUACACUUGGUUGCGCUGCGGGCAUUGCUGUUGCGGGUUCUCUUCGAUCUCUACAGCCUGGUCGAUGUCUAUGAUGGCGCAAUAUAUGAGACCUACCGCGGUCUGUGUUUCCAAGUAUGGGCUUGUUUGCCGCAUCUGAAGACGGUGCAUGCUCUUUCUGCUAAAGACACGCUCUUGAUGGUGGUGCCAUUAUAUGAAGCUGCAGACAGUGAUGAGCUCCGCCAUCUCUACGAUAUAAAGAUCGACUGGACCGUGUUCGGGCUUGCCGAGCACAUGAGCAUAGAAGCUUUCCAGAACUGGAUCGUCGCGAGGUCUGCGCAGUGGAUUUGA
Molecule: messenger RNA, 2088 nt
Organism: Clonostachys rhizophaga
Lineage: Eukaryota; Fungi; Ascomycota; Sordariomycetes; Hypocreales; Bionectriaceae
Source: the annotation of a GenBank genome assembly